AUCAAUGCAGCGUUGACUGCAACAUCUAGAGGAAAACCCUCUCACUAUCCGAGCGGUACCGCCAACACACAUUGCUUACAUGGAAGGGGGGUUGUCGCGUAAAGUUGGAAGCGCCUUACGUUCGACGUCAAUUCACUUGGAGCAUUUUCUGAGUACAAGUCGCGUACGUUUGCGGCAACAUAUUCUAAAUAAGCAAGCAAACAUCAUUUGCUAUAGUCGCUAGCAAGAUUUGGUUCGUGGCGCGUUCACUUUUUUCCUCUGCAGUUCGGCGACUUGCCUGUGAAGUUCUACAGAUCGCUUGAAGAUUUAGAUAAUCGAACGGGCCUACCAUCCCAAAAGGUCAGAUCUUCCAUCGGAUGAAAGCAGACUUGGUAGAUAGUGCGAUAGUGCUUUUUGUACACCCCAGUGGUUCCUAUGCUAUGGCGGCGGGAAUUCAGUUGCGCUAACUUCCUCGUUCUGUGCGUCAAUAGAAUUUUUGUUCGAGUUCAAAUGAAAAAGUUGCCGUUCUAUUAGUGGUUUAUUGCUCCAUAUAUGACAUAUACAUGGAUCACUUACAAAUUUAAAUAUUUGCUAAAAACUGGAGUACACGUCAAUGAAGCCCAAGUAUGUGGUGUACAGCCGGGGGCCAAUGUAAAGUUGAAUAUUAUAUUUCUUGUCCCUAGUGAAGUGAACUUAUCACAUACCUAUAACAUAUGAAAAGUGUACACUAGCCUGUAACCCUUAGAAUCGUGUGGCUUAAACAUAGCAUGCAAAUUUUUAUCAAACUUCCUGUAACGAGUGACUACAAAGAUAAUAGAGUCGAACUGUAAUCGCAAGAGUUCUGAUAUUUCUGUGUAAAUAACGUGAUCAUUAAACGAAAUAUAAAUGCGAUGUCUAGUGAAACAAGUUUGUAAUUCGAAGAAAAUGAAAAAUGUCACGCUGUUCCUAUCGUUUUGUUGGAUACUUUGGUUCUCGCAGAUAUUUGCCAUUUCAACAAUGUUUGGUGGGUUACCGGAUAUACCAGCAAAUCCUGCUGUGAUAACUUUAGGAGACAAAGCACCCGAGCUCAUUUUAGAUGAUCCUCUAAAUGGUGACGACGCUGAAACAAUCGAUGCAUCAACGAACAACACCGAAGAUAAUCAAGAACAACCUACAUCAAAAUCCUUCACUCAAGAUGGUAUUGUAAUUAUGUCGGAGCCAAAGUCUUCAAAGAAAGAAGUCGUCUUGCCACAAGAAGUGCCGCCAGAUGAACCCCCUCCUCAAGUAGAUGAUUCUGGUGGCAGAACAGUGAGUCGUCAUCAAGAUGCGAGCAAAAACAUUCAAGAUGUUAAAGAUAGUCACAUCUCUGCGCCACAGGACGCUGCGGCUAUUUUAGACAUUCCAGUAUCAUCAGGUGAAGACACUAGCUCCUCCCCAUCUCCACCACCUGAAGUGAAUCUCACGGUUGAGGAAAAUCCCAUGCCAGUGUUCUCCGAAUGGGCUCAGAAGCGGAUGGAGGAAGCAGAAAAGAAACUUGAAAAGGAGGUCGUUAAUUCGUCAGCAAUGAAGAAGAACACAGUUACCGGUAAUAAACAGCAGCCAUUAAAGUUACGCACGAAGAACUAUGCAUCACCAGAUUGCGGUGCGAAAAUUAUCGCUUCCAAUGCGGAUGCUCAAAACACGGGGGCACUACUGACUUCGACGAAAGAUGAAUAUAUGUUAAGUCCAUGUACCAAUCGAAUAUGGUUCGUUGUUGAGCUAUGCGAAGCGAUUCAAGCCGAGAAGGUUGAUUUGGCAAACUUCGAAUUAUUUUCUUCGUCACCUAAAAACUUUUCUGUGGCUGUAAGCAACAGAUUUCCCACCAGAGAAUGGUCAAAUGUGGGGCGGUUUGUAGCUGACGAUCAACGUAACAUUCAAAGCUUUGCAUUGCAUCCACAUUUAUUUGGCAAGUUCGUCCGUGUUGAUAUUCAUUCGCAUUACAACUCGGAGCAUUUUUGUCCGAUUUCGUUGUUUCGAGUCUAUGGAACAUCGGAAUUCGAAGCCUUUGAAACGGAAAAUCGUCUACCGGCCGACGACUUAGAUGACUUUGACGACGAAGAUGCCGCUGAAGUUAGUGGAAAUAAUCUUAAUAAAAAUGAAAAUAAUUUGUUUAAGUCAGCCAGUGACGCAGUUUUAUCGAUUGUGAAGAAAGCGGCCGAAGUUCUAGUCAAAACAAAUUCAAAUAAAACCGAAGCCGAUGCAUUGGCGUCGAAUAAAACGAGUUCGAAAUUACAGUUCGAACAACAGUGCUCCACUCUGCGGCAUGCCUUCAUCUGCGAAAAGUGCGAGGAAUCGAUCGUGAAUCGGACCAACGACUUACUUUCUUGUCGAUAUAAUCAAUUAAUUAGUCUUUUAGGUAUAGAAAUAUUACGCGCUCAUUUGCUGACAUCACAGAUUUGUGCCAAACGAUUUAAUUUAGACACACUAGCAUAUGAUAGCCUAGCAUGCACCAGUCAUUCAAGUCCGUAUUUGGAUGAACAAAAUAGCUUCAUAUUGAAUGCUUUUCCGCUCGAGUAUCUAGCUGCGAUCUGUCAUAUUCUUGUUACAGAUAUAAAUUCUAAACGUCAUUCUCGAUACGGAUCUACUGGGCCUGGGAGUGAUUCAGCCAUGAAUCUUACAAUUGAUCAGAAACCUGGAACUGGGCAGUUUGUUAAUAUCGAAAAUCGUAGUCGUCAUGCUAAGCCAGUCCCCAAAAGCAAGUUGCCCAAAUUGCCCACAAAAGACAGCACGGGUGGUACAGUUGUGGUGAACCCUAGUAAAAAAAUUGAUCUAAGUAAGGGUCGUGAUGAUGAACAUACACCAUCGCAGUCGGAAGGUAAUACGAAGACUGAAAAUGAAAAAGAUCCCAAGACUAGGGAUUCUGAACGAAGUUCCACUACUGCAAAUAGUGGCACUGACUCAGUUACGAUUCAAAAAGACAUAGAUAUUAGCCACAGUGAAGAGUCCAAACCAAUUUUGGUACCAGAUGUCAACAUUUUUAAUCUGGUUGACGAUGUUCCAGAAACGGGAGGGGAAUCUGUGGAUGAGUCCACAGAGGGUAAAUCUGCGGCUGAUGAAAAUGUUGGAGACAGCAACGAACUAGCUUCGUCGCAGAAUAAAAGUGAAGAAGUAAAUAAUAUUCAAGAUUCCACGGGUGCAGGUGGAUCGGCACUGGAUAUCGAACCUACUACGUGGGAUAAUAUUGAUCAUAUGCUUAACGAGCAGGGGACCAGUGACACAGCGGAAACUUCGGAGGGAGGCUCAUCGUUCACACAGCAAGCACCGCAGCGUGUUCACUCAGAAAGUGUGUUUUUAAGGCUCUCAAAUAGAAUUAAGGCGCUUGAACGCAACAUGUCGUUAUCUGGCCAGUACUUAGAGGAACUAAGUCGACGGUACAAGAAACAAGUUGAAGAGCUCCAGCAUUCGUUCGCGAAAACAUUGGCAACAAUCGACGAGCAAAAUCGCCGUGCCUUAGAGAAGGAGCAGAUCCUCAUCACGCAAAACAGGAAUCUCAACGAGCAGUUAAAUGAAAUAUCUACUCGUCUAAACAAUUGGAUAGUUUUCGGCAUUUGUUUUUUUGUAUUUCUUAUGUUUCAAACAUUCGUCUUGUGGCUACGCAGUCAUCGAGAAAACAGGCGAAUACUUAAGCAUUUCGAGGAGAGCUCCUUAUCGCAAAGGAGACGAUCUACUCCGAGGAAGAAGUUGUUAAGGCAAAAAUCAGUUGAGGGUGUAUCUGGACAUCCAAGUCCAACACAUAAGUCGCGUCGGCCUAGCGAGGAGGCAGAUCGUAUUUCGGGCAGUUAUAAAAAUUUACUUAUAGAUGACGAAGUUCAAAAUAUUGGUGGAAUGGACGAGGCGAAAGACACCUUCGGCGAAAUGGGCGUAAAAACGGCAAAACCGCGGAAUAGAAAAAUAUCUUCGGCGCGGAGAAAUGGUUCCUUAGAGCCAAAGGCUUUACUUUUCGGCCGUCAGGAAUCCGCUCCUGGAGACUUUGUCCGUCCCAAUGUAUCUCCCUCGGUAGGGAGUCAAGAAGAUGACGGAAUGAUUUUAGAGGAUGACUAUGAAACGUAUGUUCCAGGAACGGAUUUAGCCUAUAAUGAGUUUAUGCCAGAAGGUCCCUCGGGAAGCCAAAUGAAUGGAAAAGUGCAGAAUGGUACUAAGACGUCCAGCAAGAAAACAAGCAAAGUUCGAAGACUUUCCUCACCCAGCUUCUUGAAGUCAACAUUCAGUCGAAGUGGAAGUGCGAAGAAAUCAGCUCAUAGUCCAACUGGAUGGGAAUGGUAUCGAUUGCGAAAGUCUGAACCGAAAUCCACGGCUCCAUCUGCUGCGGGCGAUACAAAUAGGACCAAUGCGUCGCCUUCUAGUCAACAGGCUAACGAUGUUAAUGGCAAACCAUCGAAGAAAUCGAGAUCCGAAAGUCCCGAGCUUUCAAUAAAACUGAAUGGAUUCGGAAACGGUUCAUCGACACCGAAUUCAUCGAUAUCAACAGAUGUGAUGGCUGCUAGCAGUAACCAUAAUGGUAGCGAUGAUUCGAUACGGACAUCGGAAACGUCAUUAACAACGGCAGGGUCAAUAUUAAGCAAUGGUAAUCGUCAUAGUUCCAGUACGAAAAAACACGGUAGUUUUAGGCGAAUAUUGAAAAAAGUCUUUUAGAAGGAUAUUCAGUCGAUUAUGUGUUAGAACUAGGCAACAUACAUCAAAAUGGUAGGAAUGCUUGUUGAACCGCAAACAGAUUGUGAAUUCCGUCUCACAAUCGCCGAUGCCUUUAACUGGAAUAGUUGAAAUUCUGUGAUCAUGAUUUCGCAAUAAAUUGCAACUUUUAUUAGACAAAUCUAAAGUUAUUUUACCAUCAAUGGAUGGCUACUACUGUGAGAAACAUUGGAAAGUUGAGAGAAGAAAGAAAGUGAAGGUUUUUCGCGUGGCAUCACACUCGUUCUUGCGUCUCUUAAUAAUAAUUUUGAAAAGCAUUUAGACACAUCUAUCGGUUUCAUUUGUCAGAUUUCUCAGCAAUUCAAAAUACUUCUUUCUGAUUACCAAAUCAUCACAUGCGGUCGGAAUAUGUAAUUUAGUAUAAAAUAUCUUUAGAUACGCAUUCCCCAAAUGCAACAAUAUUUCCUUUGCUUUCUACUCUUUGCUCUCCCGCUAAUAAUGUCGCCUUUUAAAUAUCGUAUUUGUAAGGUUUUGGCCGAUAAAUGAUGACAGCGGAAGUUUUAUUUUGAUGUAUGCAAAACGCUAAAAAGAUUCCUUUACUUUAAUUUAGGAGAGAAAAAGAAACAAACCAAACAUAACCAUUUUAAAUGGACAAAAUUGGAAGGAACGUACAAGGCUGAUUAACUUUGUCGAUAGGAUUAAAAUAUUUGGUUGAAUGUGAAUUUUGUUCAGUUUUAAGAGUAGCUAAGAAUCAAAGAAUGCAUGUUCUGUAUGUAUUUAGUAUACGUUUUGUUGCCGUUGUUUGGUCAAAUUCCCUUCUGUCGAUCGCAACGUCUCCCGCAUUCGUUGAGUCGACCUAAAUUUGAAAGUUUUCAAGUGCGAGACUGUUUGUUGUGGUAUUACACGAUGACAUACCAGUGCUUAGAAAUACGUUUGCCCAUCAAUAUUAUUAGACGUACCUAUUAGAAUAUUCUGUUCGUUUUAUUAUGCAUUAUUUAUUAUGAAACUAUUAUUUAUCAUAUUCUCCUUUGUAUUUUAAUCAUUCUCAUUUCGAUUCUAAUUAUAGAUAGUUCACGAACAUGAUAUUUAUCAUGGAAAGUUAUGAAUUUUUCGCAGCAAGAAUCAUAAGACAGAGCUUACGGAAAGAUAGCAUAUUUUUUUAGAUGUACAUAUAUAGGGCGUAUUCGAGCGAAUUUGUAAAUUACUAUGUACCCAAUUUAUUAUUCGAACGACCUCAGCAGCAAUCUUAGAAACAAUAGAAAUAAAAUCAAGUGUUGAGGUCACAUGAAACUCUUGCUUAUGAGAAUAUUAAUUAAAUACAAGCCCCGAGCUAGGUCUUUGAACCGCAUAGAUAUGUGCGUUUAAUCUUAAGAAAUCGUUAUAAAUCGCAAACAAUAUUCGAAGUAGCAUAAAAUAUAUUCAUUUAAAAAUAAAAGCAAAUGUUUACGAUACGCCGACUUUGUGUAUAUAAAAUACAUUUUAUUCUUUAACAAUAGUUUAGUUGCUAGAGAUUUUGUAAAAAUAUAUAUAAGCUAGCAAGUUUCGAAAUGAGUUUAUAGAAAACACUCGAAAUAAAGAGAGCCAAAAAUUGAUAUUGAAAUUCA
Molecule: messenger RNA, 6230 nt
Organism: Hermetia illucens (black soldier fly)
Lineage: Eukaryota; Metazoa; Arthropoda; Insecta; Diptera; Stratiomyidae
Product: SUN domain-containing ossification factor
Exons: 4
Coding region: 865-4629 (1254 amino acids)
Biological process (GO): protein folding in endoplasmic reticulum
Cellular component (GO): membrane; cytoplasm
Source: RefSeq, a predicted model, not a curated record